CUCCGCAACAACCGCAACCGGAUGCGGGCGCGGCUACUUCACCAUAUGGCCGAUAAGUCGGGUCUACCAAUGACAAGCUAUAUUGUUUAUAGACCCCCGCAAAACACCGAAUUUCUGUAAGUCACAUCUGUCUCUUUUAUUCUCUCAGGCCAUUUAGCUCUUCUACGUCCAGCUGCAAAAGAUGGUCUAUAAGUCACCCGUAGCCGACGUUGAAAUCCCCAAAAUUGACUUGCUGACAUACUUGUUCCCCCCCGGCAAGCCAAUAUCAGAGGAUCCAAUAUGGCUCGAAUCUUCAGACCCGGAAAACUGCCUUUCGCCGAAGCAGAUGUUCAACUGGGUAAAAAGACUGGCUAUUGGGCUUGACAGGCUAGGUAUCCAGGCUCAGGAGGCUGUCAUGAUCUUGACUCCAAACCACAUAUUCGUACCUGCCGCAUACCUCGGCAUUGUGGGAUCGAGAAGGGUUUUCAGUGCUGGAAACCCAAUCUACACAGUUCAAGAGCUCUCACACCAACUAAGCAACACGGGCGCUAGGGUUAUGUUGGUUCAUCCAACACUGUUGAAAACGGCCCUGGGCGCUGCGAAAAAUUGCGGUUUGCCAAAAGAACAUAUAUUUCAAUUCUCGGACCGUCCAAACACCCCAGUCGACGGUAUUCUAGACUGGAGGGAAUUCAUCGGGUCGCCUGAAGAAGCUGACCAGUACCAAUGGAAGCCGAUGACUGGAAAUGAAUCCGCAACUACUGUUGCUACAGUCAACUACUCCUCUGGCACCACUGGUCUACCAAAGGGAGUUUGUGUCAGCCAUCUUAAUCUCGUUGCCAAUGCCCAGCAGCACAUUGCUAUCAAGUUCUACGGCACCAAGUACACCCCACAGGACUUCCCGGCAGAGAGAUGGAUUGGCUUUUUGCCUCUCUAUCAUGCUUAUGGGCAGCUUUGGUGCAUGAUCAUGGCCAUCAAACUGAACGUUCCGAUCUAUGUGAUGAAACAAUUUUCAUACGAACCGUUUUUGAAGAUCAUUGAGACCUACAAAAUUACGAAUCUUCAGGUCGCCCCACCAAUUCUGGUCAUGCUGAGUAAAAGACCUGAAACCGCCAAGUAUGACAUCAGCAGUGUCAAGCAUUGUCUCUGUGGUGCGGCACCGCUCUCGAAAGAGCUGCAAAAUGAGAUAUAUCGUCGCUUCAAUAUCCGCACGACCCAGGGCUGGGGUAUGACUGAAGUCACGUGUGGCGCCAUCCACGUUCCAUUCGAGGAAUGGCACGACGAUGGUACGGUCGGAAUUUUGGAUCCCAACAUGGAAUGCAAACUACUGGAUGACGACGAGAAGGAAGUCGCACCGGGCCAGCCUGGUGAGAUUUUCGUACGUGGUCCGAAUGUUUGCUUAGGUUACUGGAGGAACGAGCAGGCCACCAAAGAGUCGUUGAGUCCUGAUGGCUGGCUCAAGACCGGUGACAUUGCUGUUCGCAACGAAAAGGGUUAUUACUACAUUGUAGACCGCAAGAAGGAGCUGAUCAAGGUAAAUGCUCUGCAAGUGGCUCCAGCUGAGCUUGAGGCUGUGCUUCUUGAGCAUGAUGCUAUUGCCGAUGCUGCAUGUGUUGGCAUAACCUUGAACAACGAGGAGUGGCCAAGAGCAUAUGUGACUCUCAAGGAUGAAUACAAGGGCAAAGUGUCUGAAGACGAUAUCCACAAGUGGAUGCAUGACAAAGUUGCAAAGCAUAAGCGACUUGUAGGCGGUAUUGCGUUUAUUGAUGAGGUUCCGAAACUCGCCAGCGGUAAGAUCGUACGGAAACUGGUCAAGGAAUGGGCGAAGAGAGAUGCACCAGCGUUGGAAGGCAAGGUGAAGGCAAGGCUAUGAUUACCCCUGAUUCCAAGUUCUUGUAUGUGUAUAUAGAGACAUCUUAAAAGCCUUGGCGUCCUGGAACAGGCAGAUUUCUCGAAAUAUCAGAAGCAUUGGCUCGUCA
This is a messenger RNA of Verruconis gallopava, 1955 nucleotides long. RefSeq lists its product as uncharacterized. NCBI's taxonomy places the organism in Eukaryota, Fungi, Ascomycota, Dothideomycetes, Venturiales, Sympoventuriaceae. The transcript has 3 exons. The coding region runs from base 182 to 1849 and encodes 555 amino acids. Gene Ontology annotation, molecular function: CoA-ligase activity. The record is from RefSeq and is a predicted model, not a curated record. Gene Ontology annotation, biological process: secondary metabolic process.